Molecule: messenger RNA, 1188 nt
Organism: Bipolaris sorokiniana ND90Pr
Lineage: Eukaryota; Fungi; Ascomycota; Dothideomycetes; Pleosporales; Pleosporaceae
Exons: 3
Coding region: 70-1011 (313 amino acids)
Source: RefSeq, a predicted model, not a curated record
ACGCCAAUUGUUCCACGACCCUAUACAUUUACAUUACACAACCAUACAACAACUCUCAAACUACACAAGAUGAAGUUCUCACCAAGCGACCUAGCCAUCUGCGAAACAUGUGGAACACAAUACGACGUUCCGUUGUCGCAGCACCCUGAAACAUGCCGCAUCUGCGAUGAUCCUCGUCAAUACGUCCCAGCCUCCGGCCAAUCCUGGACCAACCUUGCCAAAAACCAACAGACACAGAAAAACGUAUUCGAAACCGACUCCAAGGAUGCCCGAAUCCACUACAUCAGCACAAAGCCUCUGACCCCUUCGGAGCUCCCUGCCGGUCUCGCUGAUUCAAGCACUACCCGCAAGCAACUUGGCAUCGGGCAAUGCGCCAUCUUGCUGCAGACAAGUCACGGAAACGUGCUCUGGGACUGCAUUGCGCUGCUGAACCCGGAGACGAUUGAUUUCAUCAAUUCAAAAGGUGGGCUCAAGGCAAUUGUAAUUAGCCACCCGCACUUCUACACCACGCACCUCGAGUGGGCAGAUGCAUUCGGGUGUCCAGUGUACACAUGCCAAGACGACGCGCAAUGGCUUAACCGCGAGGAUAAGAAGGGUGUGAGGAAGCUUGUGAAGGGUGUAACGCCAAUUGAAGAGGUGAGUGGUGAGGUUAAGAUGAUCCAGUGCGGCGGCCAUUUCGAAGGGAGUUCAGUCGCGCAUUGGGAGGAGAAGCUGUUUAUUGCUGAUACGUUUAUGAGUGUGCCUUCUGGCUUCAACAACGCCCACCGUAUCCCUGAUACAACAUCCUUCUCUUUCAUGUGGGCGUAUCCAAAUAUGAUCCCUCUACCUCCGCCUGCUGUCCUGGCCAUCUGGAAGGCGAUCAAGCCGUUUGAGUUUGAUAGCACGUAUGGUGGUUUUGCGGGGCAGAAUAUGAGUCGUCCGGAUUUGAAGGCGCAGGUGUUGCAGAGUAUGAAGAUUUUUCUGAGGAGGGGAGGGCAUGAGAGGGCGGAAAUUUUUGGGGAGAGUGUGUAGGUUUCGUAGGAGAGUGAUGGGAUUUGUAGUAUGUAAUGUGUGUUGGAAGACUGGUAGAAUGUAUUCUUUCUUACCAAUUCUUCUCUGAGUAACAGGCGAAUUCAAACUACUAUGAUAACUAUUCAUAUCCCCAUCGUGUUAUGAUAGGAAGAAAAAAAACCAUGGAAUCCAUUAGCA